CUGUCAUGUCAUUCUAGCAGUCCAACCGUUCCGGUUCGGAGGUCAACGCGCGACAUCAAGCGCAGAAAGUUCGACGAUGAAGUAGUAGAAAGCAGACCGUUGCCUAAAUCUGUUAAGCGGCAUAAAGGCACUGAUAGGAGGUCGUCGAAGCUGACGAAGUGCGUUUCGGUCGGAACAAAUACACUGCACAGCGAAGUUCAGAAACGGAUUGCCGCUCUGAACGACGUCGGUCGUUGGCUGCCCACUGAUGACGUGGCUUUAAUAACGGCCGUUGAGCAGACAGGUGACCUCUCAGCUGUCUAUGAAGCCGUGAAAUUCUCAUGCAGAUUUACGCAGGCUGAAAUUGAAGCGCGAUGGAAUGCACUGUUGUAUGACCCACCUAUUUCGAAUCUUGCGCAAAAUGCCAUCAAAGAUAUGCCUAAUGUAAUGGCCGUAGAUGUGCAGUCGAAAACUCUGUUCAGCAGUGAAGAGGAAGAAAUGUUGCUCCAAAUCACUGCCGUUAGUCUGUGUUUAUUUGCUUGCUUGGUGGCUAUACUCUGUUUUCAGGCCAGCCAUCCGACAUUUGAAACUUUUCAGGAAUUGCUUAUGGAAAACCCAGAGGUGUUUCAUCAUGCUCGAAAGCCUCGGAUUUUGAUGGAACACUGGAAGCGUUUGAAAGAGUACCAUCUGCUGCCGGACCAGAAGCCGCUGCCUCUCGCUCAAGGAAAUAUUCAGCUAUCCUUUUCUGGCAAGUUCGGGUUUCGGUUCUGUACUCGUAGGAAUCCAUAG
Messenger RNA from Soboliphyme baturini, 768 nucleotides. NCBI's taxonomy places the organism in Eukaryota, Metazoa, Nematoda, Enoplea, Dioctophymatida, Soboliphymatidae. The record is from the annotation of a GenBank genome assembly.